CACUCAACAUCGAGAAGGGCGCGACGCCGGCACCCACCCCCUCCCCCACCCCCCCCACCCCAGACAUCCUCCAACACCCCGAAGGACACAACCAAGAGCUACCAGGACUUGAGAGUCAUCGGGACCAGCGCCGGCGGCUCGGCACCUUCUUCGCCCUCGUCUUCCUCGUCCUCCUCCUCCGGUUCCUCGACGACGGCGUCCCCGAAGGAGGCGUCCAGCGAAGGAAGUCUGAGUCUGACGGUGAUUCCUAUCGUGCUGGUGGUCGGGGUGUCGCCGCUCCUGCUGGCUGCCUUUUGGUACUGGAGGAGGCUCAAGAAGAGGAAGGCCAGAGCGGAGUCCAAGGAAAGCGCGGUGGUGUACACAGAGAAAGGCAUCGAAGCAGGAGCCACAGAGAACGCAGAAGAGACGAACGAAGAGAGAGAAAGAGCAGGAAGCAGGUUUAGUAUCGGAGUUGCUGCUCUCUGGCGACGAAGGGCAGAGAGUAACAAAUACGAAGAUGGAGUGAAAGGAGAACAAAAAGGGAAGAGAAAAGUGAGUCAAAUAUCCUCAGCCAACUCGGACAUCUGGGAAUUUCCUCGACACCGACUAAAAGUUAUGGGUAUCCUUGGGGAAGGAUGCUUUGGCCAGGUGUGGAAAUGCGAAGCGGUCGACCUGCAGGAGAAGGGCACAAUGCUCGUGGCGGUGAAGACCCUGAAGGAGUCGGCAGGAGACAGGGAGCGCCAGGACCUCGUGCAGGAACUGAAGGUGUUGAAGAGCCUAGGAAGUCACCUGAACGUCGUGUCUCUCCUUGGCUGCUGCACCGAGAAAGACCCGAUUUUCGUCAUCCUCGAGUACAUGGUCGGAGGCAAACUCCAGAGCUACCUCAGGGCUUCGCGAGCGGACACGCCCUACGACAACCUCCACGGCUCCUCCUCCUCCUUGACCCCGCGUGACCUCAUCCACUUCGCCUACCAGAUCAGCAGAGGCAUGGAGUUCCUCGCCAGGAAUGGGGUGAUCCACAGAGACUUGGCUGCUCGCAACAUCUUGGUGGGAGAAGACAAGAUCUGCAAAGUGGCAGAUUUUGGAUUUGCGAGAGAUGUUGCGAAUAAUCGGAUUUACGAGAGGAAGAGUGACGGUCGCCUCCCCAUCAGAUGGAUGGCUCCUGAGUCUCUCUUCGACAACAUAUUCACUACGAAGUCUGACGUCUGGAGUUUCGGUGUCUUGCUGUGGGAGAUCGUCACUCUUGGUUCCACCCCCUACCCUGGCAUGGGAGCUGCCGAGGUCAUGAGGAAGGUCAAGGGAGGUUACCGCCUGGAGAAACCCGAGCAUUGUCGCAGAGAGAUCUACAACAUCAUGUACUACUGCUGGGACAAGGACUCCAAGGAGCGCCCUUCCUUCACGGAGCUCGUGCACACUCUGGAGGGUCUUCUCCUGUCCGAGGUCGAGUACAUAGAGCUCGACCGCUUCCCCGACCACUCGUACUACAACUUCGCUUCAGAGAACACGAGCGAACUGCUGUAAGGUCCGGUUGUUUAGGCGUGAAACAAUGAGAAAAAAACAACGAAAAUGUGUAAAAAAAUAUUAGAGGUGUUGUCGCUUUUGAGGAUGUGGUUGUUAUGUAAGAAAAAAAUAAAGAGGUGUCGGUUAUAAGAAUGUGGUUGUUAUAGAAGAAAAAUAAUCCAGAGAGCUGUUGUUUUCAUAAGUAUGUGGUUGUUAUAAAAACGGAAAGCUGUUGUUAUUAUGAGAAUAUGGUUGUUGUUACGACGUGGUAGUUGUAGAUAUUCAGUUGAUUUUAAUGUGUAUCUGUGGCUGCCUCCAACUUUGCAGCUAAGUGGAUCAUAACACAAGUUUUUUUUUGUGGUUCUGGACACGUGGACAAUCUCUCUGCCAGUUUUCUUAUUUAUUAUAAUGUAUUCUUCUGACGUCAUUCGGGAUACUGUUUUCUCUUUCUGUUAUAUUCAGGAAGUGAUUUUGGCUGAGAACUUUUAAAGAUAAAACGUAAACAUCCCC
Penaeus vannamei (Pacific white shrimp) is the source of this 1989-nucleotide messenger RNA. The record is from RefSeq and is a predicted model, not a curated record. Lineage: Eukaryota; Metazoa; Arthropoda; Malacostraca; Decapoda; Penaeidae.